UUCACGCACGUUGACUGAGGGGCAGCGGUCCUUUCCCUGCGCUAGAGGCCACACCAAGCGCUGCUUGCCUUUCUCCGUCCACACACAACGCCUCUCUCUCUUCCUCUCUGCUACCAUGACAGCCACCCGCUGGGGGAUCUGCUCUGCUGGCAAGAUUAGCCACGAUUUCCUGGUGGCUCUGAAGACUCUGCCGCCAGAGGACCACAAGGUGGUGGCCAUUGCUUCUCGUGAGCUGAGCCGGGUACAGGAAUAUGCCAAGAACCACAGCAUCCCCAAGGCCUAUGGCUCUUAUGCAGAACUGGCUCAGGAUCCGGACGCUGAUGUGGUGUAUGUGGGAGUGGUGCACCCCCACCACCUGCCAGCCACCCUCCUUUUCAUCCAGGCUGGGAAGAAUGUGCUCUGCGAGAAGCCCCUGGGCAUGAACGCUGCAGAGGUCAAGAAGAUGGUGCAGGCAGCUCGGGAAAAGGAGGUCUUCCUCAUGGAGGCUUGCUGGACCCGUUUCUUCCCUGCAUUGGAGAAGAUCCGCUCUCUGCUCGAUCAAAGGACUGUCGGGGAAGUGUUAGUGGUUCAAGCCGAGUUUGGUGUCCCUCUCCUAACUGUCCCCAGGGCUGUGAAGAAAGAUCUUGGUGGAGGCGCCUUACUGGAUAUUGGUAUCUACUGUGUUCAGCUGGCCUGCAUGGUUUUUGAUGGGGAGAAGCCAGAGUCCAUUGUGGCCUCGGGGUUCUUGCAUGAGACAGAUGUAGAUAAAACAGCUUCAAUCAUCCUGAACUACUCUGGCCAACGCCAAGCUGUCCUCACUUAUACCAUGAUGACCUGGAUGCCCAACAAAGCCAGCAUCAUUGGCCCCAAGGGGAUAAUCGAGAUUCCCAGUCCCUUCUGGUGCCCAGAAGAGUUGGUUGUCAAUGGACAGAAGGAAGAGUUUCCUCUUCCUCAUCCUUCCCAAAAACUGUACUUCGUCAACUCCACUGGCCUGUGCUAUGAAGCAGAACACGUCAGGCAAUGUCUCCUUCAAGGCCUGAAGGAGAGCCCCAUCAUGUCUCAUGGAGACAGCGAGCUUCUCCACUCUAUCCUGGAUGAAGUCCGUAGGCAGCUUGGGGUGUCCUAUCCUCAGGACCAGACAUGACCCAUUCCAGGCUUGAUUUCAGUGGCCUCGCUCAUACAUGCGAGGCGGCAGCUAAACCAGAUUUUACUAUUAAAAACUCUAGUCUGGUGGGUGGAUUUGCAACAAAUGUUGAUUGUAAGCUUUGGAAUAAAAUGUAGUUAGAUGCGAA
Molecule: messenger RNA, 1271 nt
Organism: Podarcis muralis (Common wall lizard)
Lineage: Eukaryota; Metazoa; Chordata; Lepidosauria; Squamata; Lacertidae
Product: trans-1,2-dihydrobenzene-1,2-diol dehydrogenase-like
Biological process (GO): D-xylose catabolic process
Molecular function (GO): D-xylose 1-dehydrogenase (NADP+) activity; nucleotide binding
Source: RefSeq, a predicted model, not a curated record